Messenger RNA from Frieseomelitta varia, 3605 nucleotides. RefSeq names its product striatin-interacting protein 1 (gene Strip). The transcript is spliced from 11 exons. Gene Ontology annotation, cellular component: cytosol. NCBI's taxonomy places the organism in Eukaryota, Metazoa, Arthropoda, Insecta, Hymenoptera, Apidae. The coding region runs from base 85 to 2544 and encodes 819 amino acids. The record is from RefSeq and is a predicted model, not a curated record. Gene Ontology annotation, biological process: cytoskeleton organization.
GAUUCGAGUAGUCGAAAGAAAAUAUCGAUUCAUAAAUUAAGUCUGAGAUGCAUUGCAUACUGCAUCUCCAAUCACUAUUAGAAAAUGCGUGACGUAGCGAUGGAUGCGAAUGGGAAUGGGAAGCGUGAUCUUCCCCGAAUAGUUCUACAGCAACAAAUUAUGAGCACCGAAGAAACAUCUAAAUCUACAGAUUUGGACUUCGUUUAUGACGAUGCGGAUAAGCAUGCCAAUGAAAUUGCUGAAUUAUACAGCUAUUCAGAACAAUCUGAAUUACAUGUUAACCUAACAGCAUUUGAAGAGCAAAUGGAAUUGUACAAAUUGAGACCUUGGUGGCAAAAUUUAUCAGAGGCGCAACAGAAAUCUGUAAUUUACAAACUAUUAGAUCAGUUAGAAGUUUCUAACAAACAAUUGAGAAUGAAGGCAGCAAGGUGCAUUUUGUAUUUGGCUCAAGGUUGUUGGGCUGAAGUACAAUCUGACGAAGAGCAACGUGAAUGGACCAGAACAAACGUUAUGUUAUUAUAUGAAGCUGGAAUUUUCCCAGCAUUUGUUGAACUUCUUAAUAUUGAAAUUACGAAUAGUAGAAGAGCUGCUUCUGCAAUGAGAAAAAUAUCUGUUAGUCUUGAUGAUUCCACUGAUUUAAGAGUCAUUUUGUCUGUUUUAUAUAUUAUAACAGAAGUGAUGAGGGAAGAAAUGAAAAAUUUAGAGCACAGUAUUUAUAAGAAUAAUGUUGAAUCUUUCAAAGAAGAUUUAAUAAAUCCAUAUGGUGAAGAGUUACUUAUAGUUAAACUUCUUGGCAUGGUAACAUACUUUUGCAGUGGAGCAGCCCCACAUUUUCCAAUGAAAAAGGUUCUUUUAUUGCUGUGGAAAUUAAUUUUGGUAUCGCUGGGUGGUAUUGAUACACUAAGAGAAUUAAAAAAGCAGUAUCGUGAAGAGGCUGGUCUUGAUACGCAACAAGAAGACACUUUAGAAGUUGCUAGGACUAUGAGAGCUAGCUCUCCUCCUAUCAGUGCAGCAGAUUUAAUUGAAACACAAAAUCAGAAAAAGAAUCACAGAUCUUAUCGACGAUUCCUAAUGAAACAAAGUUCACUAGAUGAACCAGGUUUAGGAAUGGAAUAUGAAGGUGCAGAAAUGGGAAACAAUACUACAAAUAACGAAGGUGAUGAUAAUGUAUUUAUGAAUCAAGCUGUUUUGACCCAGCUGCGAACUUACUGUCAAAAUGAAAACAAUCAACCUCAAAUAAGACCCGAUACUCCACAACUUACUAAGGGGAAAAGUUUACCAUGGACACCAAAGGUAAGACAAAAGGAUGUCGACGCUUUUCUUGAGGUGUCAAGAUUAAAAUUUGUUGGUUACAACUUAGAGGGGGAUAGACAAAGUUUGGCAGGUUUACCACAACCAAUACUCGAAGGUGUUAAUACUCUUAAGAGACAUAUGUAUACGUCUUUAGCCGAAAUCCAAAUUCAAAAAGAGGAACAAAUGCUCAGAAAUCCUAUAAGCACUCCAAGGUUUCCAAUUCGUCAAACACCAACAGAAAUUGUAUAUCAUGCUAUAUUACCAUUUGUACCACAAUAUAUGAUUGCAUUAUUAAAGAUUUUAUUAGCUGCUGCACCCACUAGUAAAGCUAAAACGGAUAGUACCAAUAUUAUGGCUGAUGUUUUACCAGGACAAAUGCCCAUGACUGUUUUUCAGUCAAUGAAACUUGGUAUCGAUGUAAGCAGGCAUAAAGAAAUCAUUGUUAAAGCAGUAUCUGCUAUAUUACUUCUUCUGUUGAAACAUUUUAAACUAAAUCACAUAUACCAGUUCGAAUUCAUGUCGCAACAUUUAGUAUUUGCUAAUUGCAUACCACUUGUUUUAAAGUUUUUAAAUCAGAAUAUUCUAGCAUAUAUUGAGACCAAAAAUGUUAUUCCUAUAUUGGAUUUUCCUAUGUGUGUUAUUGGAGAACAGACAGAUGUGGCUCUAGAUAACCUCGAAAUAGGAGAUAAUCUACCAUAUUCAUGGAGAAACGUUUUUUCUUGCAUCAAUUUAUUACGUAUUCUUAACAAACUUACAAAAUGGAAACAUAGUAGAAUUAUGAUGUUAGUCGUAUUUAAAUCGGCACCCAUAUUGAAACGUACAUUAAAAGUCAGACACGCAAUGAUGCAAUUAUAUGUCUUAAAAUUACUAAAAAUGCAAACUAGGUACUUAGGACGACAAUGGCGGAAAACUAAUAUGAAAACCAUCAGUGCAAUAUAUGCAAAAGUUAGACAUCGUUUAAAUGAUGAUUGGGCUUAUGGCAAUGAUCUAGAAGCGCGACCUUGGGAUUUUCAAGUUGAUGAGUGUGUAUUACGUUCUUGUGUUGAUCGAUUUAAUAACUUACGAUAUACUAAUAUUCCUAAAGAUAAAGAUAUGGAACCUGUUGAUAACUCUGUUACGUCAGUACUCGGAGUAAAUGUGGAAUUAAGCGAUGAAUUUAAACAACAUUAUGAAUUAUGGUUACAACAAGAAGUAUUUCAAAGAAGUAUUAAUUGGGAUGAAUUAUUGGAUCCUGAAGCGUGUGAGAUUUAAAUUUUUAAUAAGUGUAAUAUAAUAUAUAUAUAUAUAUAUAUAUUAAAAUCGUAUUUUCAUCAACUCAUAGACCUGGAUCAAACUUUGACGUUUUUAUAAAUUAUAUACUAUUGUGAAGUGUUCAAAAAAAAAAAAAAAACAUUGCCAUAUCGAUGCAUUGGAAAUUAAAUUCAUAUUUGUUUUGUUACAUUGAUCAGUGAAUGGUCCUAAUCUGAUGAAUGUUUAAGACAAAAGACUAGUGACUUUUUAAAGAUGGUUUACGAGAUAAUGUGUAAUAUUUUUACAUUUGUUUGUGUGUAUUUAAUUUGUUCAAUGUGCAUUGCUUACAGCAAUAUUUUAUUAUUACUAUUAUAGUUGUAAGAGAAUAUAUAUAUAAUCAAGAAGAACUAGGAUAACUUUAUUCAAAUAUAUGGUUCAUACUGUUCGCAUUCAUGUUAUCUAAGUUUCUGUAAAUUAAUUUUUAAUGAUGUAACUACGAAUCGUACACCAACUGGUACUUCCCAUAUUUUAUAUAAUUUUUAUAUGUACUCUAUUUCAUUGACUCACCAUUGUAUAAUGGUAAUAAUUAUCAUGACACAGUUUACAACUGUAUUUACAGACAUAUGAAUGUUAACAUGUAUAAUUAUUAAUUUAAUUUAAACUGGUUUUCUUAAAAAUUUGUUAAUUUUAUAAAUUAAAUGUUUUGUUCAUUAUUAAAUGUGGCAGUAAUGCGCGUUUGACCUGUGUGUUGCGUAUAGAUCUUUAUACGAGAGACAGAGAGAGAAAGAAAGAGCUGAGUAGCAAAAUCAAUUGUAUAUAAAUUCAUGAUACAAAAAUCUAUAGAGCACUCCUAUAGUGCUUCCAUAGUAUUAUUUCAUUUAAUAGAUGAAUAUUUAAAGUGUAGAUUAUAUAAAUAAUAGACUGAAUAUUCAACUUUCUCUUAUUUAUUUAUUGUAAUGUAUAUUUAAAUAAUUUUUGCGCAAAGUACCACAUAACUUAUGUUAUCUUAUUUACUGUACAGGAUCUUUUAUGUCAUUGACGUUAUAUUUAAAUCAUCAAAAGUAAAUAAAAUUAUGAUCUAC